UUUCAAAACUACUCGGCCAUUCCCCCCACUUUUUAUUUUAAUAGAAAAGCAAUUAAUAAUAAUUAAUUUAAAACCCUAAAUAAAUAGCAGUAGUCUGCUUUUGAGUCAAGUCGCGGUAGCAGCAGUCAUCGCUAAUCACUCAGGUAAAGACUGGAGUCAAGAGCAACCAUGCAUUCUCAACAUUGCUAAUUGUUGCUGCCUGAAUUGAGUGGAUUCCGACAGAAAGAGAUUCAUUUUCAACUAUUUCAUGGAUUCUGGGAAUUCAAAUGGGGAUUUUCGUAGGAGACUCAGUCCUAGACUCCAUACCAAUGUUGAAUCUCAUGAUGCUGGUGGUUCGUCAAGAUCCCGUCCCCGAAUUCUUAAUAACUCUCCACUUACUCAAAUUGAUUCAUCUCCUGUCCAACCAAAGCUUAACCCUAAAUCUCCCCAAUUUCAUACCCCCAACAGUUUUCAAAGAAGGAUGAGCCCUAGGCUUCAUGGGGAAAAAGACACCGUUUCUCUUGAGGUUAGCCCCGAUGUGCAUGUCAUUUCUGUGCAUCAAGCUCAGACAAGGCUUAGCCCCAGGCUUCACCCCAAAACACUCACCAAUACCAAUCAAAGGAGGAUAAGCCCUAGAAUUCACAAUGACCAAAUGCCGAUGAUGUCGAUGAGAUUAAGCCCUACAAAUCACUGUGAGAAUGACAAUGAGAACAAGACUCUGCCAACGACUUCAAUGCAAAGGAGAUUAAGCCCUAGACUUCAUAUUCAGCAAAAUCAGAAUACUCAACCGGAGACUCCUGUUGGUGAUAAGAGAUCACUUAAUGUUUCUCCUGCUAAUAACAACACAUUGAAUGGUAAGAGAAGUAAACAUGAUCACAAGGACGAUAAAUGUAAAAAGGACUUUGAAUAUUCAUUUGUGAAUGGGAUAACUGGUGCUUCUAAUGGAGAAGCACCUCAUCAGUUUAAUAUGGCGUUAAAGGCUUUGGCUAAUGAAGCAAAGAAACAAGAUACUUCUCCUGAUGUUGCUGGAAGAAGUGAUCAUGCAAGGGUAAAAGAGACAUUGAGAAUCUUUAAUACAUACUACCUUCAAUGUGUCCAGGAGGAACAUGAGAGGUGCAAGCAAAGUAAGGCUGACAAGGAGAAGAUAAAUAAAACUUCGACAUCUAAGACGAAAGAUGUUAAGGGGACUUCUAGUCGACCUGAUCUCAAGGCUUUAAAGAAGAUGAGACUGAAGAAGGAAAUAUUGAAUCCUGAGAAAACAAUUGGUCCCCUUCCUGGGAUUGAUGUGGGGUAUCAAUUUUAUUCUCGUGCUGAGAUGGUUGCUGUUGGUUUUCAUGGCCAUUGGCUGAAUGGAAUUGAUUAUAUUGGAAAGAGUAAAGGAGAAAAGGUACAUAAAAACUAUGAAUUGCCGAUUGCUGUAGCAGUGGUAAUGUCUGGCCAGUAUGAGGAUAAUUUGGAUAAUGCGGACGACAUCAUUUAUACUGGUGAGGGUGGGAAUGACUUGCUUGGUAAUAAACUACAAUGUCAGGAUCAAGUCUUGGUUCGAGGUAAUCUUGCAUUGAAGAAUUGCAAGGAUCAAUCUGUUCCCAUUAGAGUUAUCCGUGGGCGUAAAAAAGAUGACAGUUACUCUGGAAAAAUUUACUCGUAUGAUGGAUUGUACAAGGUUGCUGAUACUUGGGCCGAUAAAGGAUGUAGAGGACAUGUUGUUUAUAAGUACCGUUUGGAACGGCUUAAAGGACAACCAAAGCUGACUGCAAAUCAGGUUCAAUUUGUUCGAGGAUGUCCACUUAAGAUUGAUUCAAAAUUGCCAGGGUUGGUCUGCGAAGAUUUAAGCAACGGCAUGGAAGAUAAUUGCAUUCCUGUUACGAAUUUAGUUGAUGUCCCCCCUGUUUGCCCCCCAGAAUUUACGUAUAUCAAGUCCAUGGAAGUUACAAAAAGUGUGAAGCUGCCUCCAAACUCUACUGGAUGCUCAUGUAAGGGGAGUUGCACAAACCACAAAACUUGUGCUUGUGCAAAACUUAACGGAAAAGAUUUCCCAUAUGUUCGUCGUGAUGGUGGGAGGUUAAUUGAAGCCAAGGAUGUUGUCUUUGAAUGUGGACCAAACUGUGGAUGCGGCCCUGGGUGCCUUAACCGCACAUCUCAAAGGAAAAUGAAAUACCGUCUCGAGGUUUACCGCACACCUGACAAGGGAUGGGCUGUUAGGUCAUGGGACUAUAUUCCUUCAGGUGCGCCAGUUUGUGAAUACAUUGGGGUGCUAAGAAGAAGUGAUGAACUUGAUAACAUUUCUGGAAAUGAGUCAAAUGAAUACAUCUUUGAAAUCGAUUGUUUGCACACCAUAAAUGAGAUAGAAGGAAGAGAGAGACGCAUGGGAAAUGUACAGGUGUCUUCUGCAAUUGGUAUACCAAAAAUUGAUAAGAAGACAUUAGAUGGUACACCGGAAUUUUGCAUUGAUGCAGGGUCCAGAGGAAACGUUGCUAGAUUUAUGAAUCACAGUUGUGACCCUAAUUUGUUUGUGCAAUGUAUUUUGAGCGCACACCAUGACCUACGAUUAGCUCGAAUAGUGUUUAUUGCAGCAGACAACAUACCACCUAUGCAGGAGCUAACAUACGAUUAUGGGUAUGCACUAAACAGUGUUAUAGGCGCUGACGGAAAAAUUAAAGUACUGCCAUGUUUCUGCGGUACAGAAGAAUGUCGUAAGCGUUUGUAUUAGUUUACUCCAGCAUAGUUACUCGUGGUAGUUACCUGAUUCUGAUUCGGAUUCUGAUUCUGAUUCUGGUGCAAAAGUUCGUUUACCUUCUUGCACAACUGCAAGUUAAUUGCCCCAUUUUAUUAAUUCAAUUGUUGCUCUUCAGCAGACUCAGACGAAGUAAUAUUUACGUUGUACAUCAAUUUUUAAUAUUGUAGUCAGUUCGUAUCAAAUAAAGGGUAUUUUCUGGAAUA
Spinacia oleracea (spinach) is the source of this 2919-nucleotide messenger RNA. Its product is annotated as histone-lysine N-methyltransferase, H3 lysine-9 specific SUVH4. Gene Ontology annotation, molecular function: protein binding; double-stranded DNA binding; histone methyltransferase activity. Gene Ontology annotation, cellular component: nucleus. The transcript has 17 exons. The record is from RefSeq and is a predicted model, not a curated record. Bases 248 to 2689 code for a protein of 813 amino acids. Lineage: Eukaryota; Viridiplantae; Streptophyta; Magnoliopsida; Caryophyllales; Amaranthaceae.